Molecule: messenger RNA, 345 nt
Organism: Cuscuta epithymum
Lineage: Eukaryota; Viridiplantae; Streptophyta; Magnoliopsida; Solanales; Convolvulaceae
Source: the annotation of a GenBank genome assembly
GUAUGUUUGCAGGAACCUUCAUGGCGGUGGUGCUAAAACUCGAAGCGACGGUGGUGCUGAACCAGGGGCGAAGGCGACGAGAGCCGCCACGACCCGACAGACUACAGGUGGUGCAGUGAAGUGCUCGAGCUUGGCAAUGAUCUUGACUGCUUCAGUAAGCCCGAUUAGCUGGAGUUCGGGUCAACAGAGGAAGAUCCCAAACUUUUUUGGAUUUCCAGAACCGAUUUAUUCGUGUUUUCAUUUUUUUUCAACAGAUUUUCCAGAAAUUCCCUUUCUUGAUUCCCACCGGAGUGAUAUGAGAGAAUCCAAGCUCUCAAUGAAAGCACCAAUGUUGGUCCAAAAUAG